UACCCCACACACUCCCAACAAGUAAGACACACUGUUCAUUCUCAUAUACUAUUAUCUUUCUCGUUCUCAUACUAACUUAAUCGUCGGAGUGAUACCAGGGGAGAAGCCCCGCCAUCCACUUCGGCCACGAGGAUACACCUCACCUCAACCCAGAGAGGUCUGAUUUAGGUCGGUCCAACUACCCGCCAAAAAUCGCCUCUUCAUCUUCCAUUUUCCAAGAAAACAUCAAAUUUAAGGCAGCAAGCUGGUGAAGUUGUUUUCUAUUGCGGGGAGAGAAGAAGACGAGUGGGUUUUCUACUAUCCUUAGUAGGAGGAUAUGGCACAGGACGAUGUUAAUUGCUGUGAGUCGAAGUUUUUUCUGUUCUUAGCAAUAAUUGUGGGAUUGGUGCUAUUUGCUGGGCUCAUGGCUGGUCUCACCCUUGGCCUUAUGUCACUGGGACUCGUCGACCUCGAAGUUCUUAGUAAAUCUGGACGCCCCCAAGAUCGUAUCCACGCCUGUCUGUGUUUCUUCUAUUCCUCUGCAUCCUAGUGUCUGUGUGAACUAAAUGCUAAAAUACUUCCAGUGGUAAAAAAUCAACACCUAUUGCUUUGUACUCUCUUGAUCGGCAACUCUUUAGCUAUGGAGUCUCUUCCUAUUUUGUUGGACAAGCUUGUGCCUCCAUGGGCAGCAAUUCUAAUAUCUGUAACACUCAUCCUCAUGUUUGGAGAGAUACUUCCUCAAGCAAUCUGCACUCGUUAUGGAUUGACUGUUGGGGCAACAGUGGCACCCUUUGUCCAUCUUCUUCUGUGGAUAUUCUUCCCUGUUGCUUAUCCAAUCAGUAAGGUACUGGACCGGAUGUUGGGGAAAGGGCAUGCUGCCCUUUUACGCAGAGCAGAGCUUAAAACAUUUGUGGAUUUUCAUGAAAAAGAGGCUGGAAAAGGUGGUGAUUUGACACAUGAUGAGACAACAAUAAUUGCUGGGGCGCUUGAAUUGACUCAGAAGACCGCAAGAGAUGCCAUGACCCCCAUAUCAAAGGCAUUUUCUCUUGAUCUGGAUGGAACACUCAAUUUGGAGACACUUAAUGCUAUAAUGACUAUGGGCCAUAGUAGAGUUCCUGUUUAUUACAAAGAUCCGACUAAUAUUAUUGGUCUUAUAUUGGUAAAAAAUCUUUUAGCUGUUGACCCAGAAGAUUCAGUUCCUUUGAGGAAAAUGACAAUCAGAAAAAUUCCUCGGGUUGCAGAAAACAUGCCUCUAUACGAUAUAUUGAAUGAGUUUCAGCAGGGCCACAGCCACAUUGCCGUUGUGUAUGAAGAUCUCAACAAGACAAAAGAGACGCCAAAGAAAACUAAAGAUCCUGACACUGCUGCAGUUAAAUCUGACUCAGUUGAUGCUUCCUUGAGCAAGGGAGGUGCAGAUCAAGCGAAGAAGAAAAGUCCUCCUCCUACUCCUGCUUUUAAGAAGAGACACAGGGGUUGUUCAUUUUGCAUUUUGGAUUUGGAAAAUACUCCAAUCCCUGAGUUCCCACCCAAUCAUGCGGUGCUAGGUGUAAUUACCAUGGAAGAUGUCAUCGAGGAGCUUCUUCAGGAGGAGAUAUUGGAUGAAACUGACGAGUAUGUAAACAUUCACAACAGGAUUAAGAUUAAUAUGAAUGCGUCGCAGGAAAAGCUUCCCGAAUUAAAUGCUAUAGAGUCUUCUCGUUCACAUACUGCCUCAGAGGUUCCUGGUCCUCACAGCGAUCAGCCGGUCUAUGCCAGAACUUCACGAUAACAGGCCCUCCAGUUACCACACUGUACCACUGUUAAAGUGUUCAAGAGAGCUUCGUUUAGCCGUCCUCAUUGUUCACUGUACAAUCGUUAGGCUUUGCGUCUGAUACUCCAAGGGAUCAAUUGUAUCAUAUUGUUGUAACUUACAAACAAAUGUUAUACUUCUACUUCUGAAAAAAGCAAUAUAUUUCAUCAUAGAAGUUUGAUCAAAUUUGGACAUAAGAAGAGUGCGAGCUGUGUAUUCCACCGCCCAGUUUACUUUUUCCCAUAUGUUGUGGAAAAUUACAUAUCUAGAUAAUGAAUUAAGUCCUUUAGGUUGUGAUAAGGAUUUUCUUCUGUUAUUGGUGAGUUAAAGAUUUGUGG
Coffea arabica (coffee) is the source of this 2106-nucleotide messenger RNA. Its product is annotated as DUF21 domain-containing protein At1g47330. Gene Ontology annotation, cellular component: cytoplasm. Gene Ontology annotation, biological process: intracellular manganese ion homeostasis; magnesium ion homeostasis. Lineage: Eukaryota; Viridiplantae; Streptophyta; Magnoliopsida; Gentianales; Rubiaceae. The record is from RefSeq and is a predicted model, not a curated record.